Messenger RNA from Anopheles funestus (African malaria mosquito), 5632 nucleotides. Its product is annotated as myb-like protein X. The transcript is spliced from 2 exons. Gene Ontology annotation, molecular function: calmodulin binding. The coding region runs from base 718 to 5565 and encodes 1615 amino acids. The record is from RefSeq and is a predicted model, not a curated record. Lineage: Eukaryota; Metazoa; Arthropoda; Insecta; Diptera; Culicidae.
ACCCGACAAAACGCUAUUAUUGUAGUAGUAGUUUUAGAAGACCCAAUCAUACAACAGGUAAUAAGUAAAGAAUUUAAAUAUUUUUCCUCAUCUUUCUAUAAUUUCUAAAUCGUAUUGUGGGAUUUAGGAAAACUUGACGCAGCCAUAGCGCUAGGGGGUUAAACUUGAAUCGGAAUUAAUUUAAGACUGUUAUUGUUGGUGGCGUAGAAUUUUUCUUGAGCAUUGACCUCUCAAUUAGAUUUUUCAUUUUCUUUUUAUACAAAUUUCCGUUGUCUUCCACACGAAGGAGUUCUUAUGAUUCGCCGCAGCAGUUUUGGCUGCGUAGCGUUUUGUUUGUCCUAUCGUGGUUACCAGGACGACCCACACUUAACCCUUAAAACGGCCAGAAUGUGGCAGUUCUCGUCCUAUUGUACAGCUCGUGUACCAUUAGUAGUAAGCCGUACUGCAGGUCGUAACCUUGCGAACGGAGAAAACACGAUUCACAGUAAAAUAAGAAGCAAGACUGCCAUAAUAGCAUUCACACAAUAUCGAUUAGUUUGGUGGCGCGAUUUUGCUCCCAGCCAGACCAGGUCGACUCGGUCGGGGAACUUAGCUAGCUGUUAAUGUUUGCCGGAGCAGUUAGAUCAUCUUCAGUGACCGAAAAAGAACGUUGUAGUCGGCAAUUCGUCGUGGUGGUAUAUCAAAGCGACAAGUGCAAGUGAAGAUACCUUGAACACGAUGCCAAUAUCUGCGCCCAAAAUUCCCGAUGGUCUACCCGAGCUGAUGCGAGGGUUAGCUAAGAGUGUGAUAAAGGAAAAUCCGGAAAAUCUGUACGUCCAUGCGGCAGAAUAUUUUGAAAAUCUGAUCCGUGAACGUGACGGUCAUCUGGACCAGGGCUACCAAACGUUCAACGCGUAUCAGGUUUACGCGGAUUACAAGGAAAAGACCCGUGAAAAGCUAGGCCUGACGAAGGACCCUUCGCUUAGUGACGGCAUUGGUGGCGAUGGUGACGAAAGUGGCAGUGGAGGUAGUGAAUCCAAGAUACGAGGCCGUAAGCGACGUCGCGCGCGUAAACCGUCAUCGAGAGAGAGGGAAAACCCGGUAACAAUGAUGGCCAACCCGUCCGUUAGUGAUGAGGGAGAGCCACAAAAAUUGAAAUCCCUGUCCGAGGACAGCGCACCGGUGCCGGUGGUGGAGCAGGAAAUUGUGAAGGUGCAUUACAAUCCACCGGAGGCGGUCCCGUCUCCAGUUCGCGUAGUAAGUGCACAGUCGGUCGAAGCGGAACAGGCGGUUUCUAGCAUUUUGGACGAUGGGCAGAUUCUCGAUUCGGAUGGGACUGGUGGAAAAGAAACGGGUGACGAGUUGGCUGAUAACGGGGACGAUAUAGGAACGGCUCCUAGUACUGCGGAAAUUACUGAACGUACGGUGGCUGUUGACGCAGCAGAACCGAUUACUGCGAUGGCCUUGCAAGAUAUGGAAACGUGUUUCAUGCAUGCAAAUGUUGAUGAUUUGUUGGAAAAACACUCGGAAGAUCAAACCGAACCCGAAGGCAAUGAUAAUGCGGACACGGUCGUCGAUGAACCGACGGUUACCAGUGCAAUGGAAGGAGAAGAUAUUCCCGAGGGACCACAGAUCACUGAGGAAACUAAUGCAGAUGUGGCUAAGGUAGAUGAAAUGCCAGAAAUAAAGAAUUUGGUGGAGGACAAUGAAGAAGCACAACUAGAGAAAGCAUCUGUGGAGCAGUCGCAAAUUGAAGCUGAUGAAACACCCAUGAAAUCUGUGGAAAAUGUCGUUGAAGCUGUUGUUGAUGAGAAGCAACCGGAAGGUGACGGGGAUGCUGAAUCCUUAAAGGAUGCAGCAGAAGUCGCUAGUUCUAAUAAUGAACUUGCAGCAGAUGAAGCUUUAGAAGCAAUGGUUGCAGAUCAACCGAAACUUGAAGUAGAUAAUCUAAAUGAUAAAAAAGAUGUGUCUGUUGAUGUCGCUUCCGACACUCAAGUGGAUGAUGGAAAAGACGAGGAACCGAUUGUUACAUCUGAAAUUACAAAUGUUGACGAGUCCGUUUCUUCCUCUCCUAAGAAAAGUGUUGAACAAGAGCAAAUAUCAAGUGAAGUAGAAACUGUGUUGGAAGAGACAAAUGAAGAGUCUGCUACUGAACCAAUACUAGAUGAACCAAUUAUUUCGUCCAGAAUGGGAUUUGAAGAGGAUGUAUCUGCUGGUGGAAAUGACGAAAAUGAGAAUGCAUUGCUUGCUCCAAUUGCAAGUGGUACUGAAAAUGCGCAACCAAAUGCUGUUUCAGUGGCGCAAGAGUCUAUAAAGGCUGAUGAAACAACAGAUCAACCGAAUGAGAUACAAUUAAAUGAUGAGUGUGUAAAAGAGGAAGAUAGUGAAACUAUGAUCAAAAUUGAUAAUAUCGUUUCCGAUUCACAUAAUGCAGAUCAAUUGAAUGAUAGUGAUAAAUCAGCUAAGGAUGCUCAAGAUAUACCACCGGAAGUUGCACCAUCUGAAUCCUCCAUCGCGGCAGAAGAAACAACGUUAGUAGAAACGCAAGAAAAGACAACAGCUGCACAAGACGAUAGUUCUAAUGACGAAGAGAAAAAAGAUGACGAAGAUAAAAAAGAAGAUCAAGUAGUUACUCAGAAUGUAUCAGAAAAUGUUGAUGAAACAACUGCGAUGGAUAUUACAUCAGAACCGGCCAGUAACGAUGUUAAAGUGGAAACAAUCAAAGAAAAUAUUGAUUUAGUUGAACCUAACGAAGAUGCUUCUGUAGGCAUAUCGGAAGAAAACGUAGCUACGGAUACGAAAAGUAGUGAAUUUUCAUCCGCUCCAUUAGUUGAUCCUGAAGUAGAUCGAGAUGCAGACCAACAAAAAGAAAUCUUAGAAUCAAGCACUGACAAAAAUGAUGAUUUGAAAUUCCAACAAGAGGAUAAAAAUGAAACCACUGAUGCAGGAAGCAAAGAUUCAGAGGUAAAUGAAAGUAAUAAUGGAACCGAUCAAAAUGAUUUGCUAAUAAAGGAUCCAUCUCUUGAAGAUGUAGCUCACGUUGAGGGGACAGUAGUAAGCGGCUCAGCAAUUGAUGCCGUAGCUACGAGCGCUGAUUUAAUAGCUGAUGAAAAUGUCCCUAUUAUUCCAGCGGAAUCGGGUGCUGAUGGUUUGAAUUCAAGCGCUGACCAGCCACAGGAAGAUAAUAUUCAGCUUCAGGAAGGUACUGUUACAAAUCAAGUCGAUGACGUAGUUCAAGAGAAUGAAAUUCAGCAAAACAAAGUUGACGAAGUGAAAACUGAAGAUGAUUCCAAAUGUGAUGAGAAUCCGAAAGCAACGGAAGCAACGGUCGAAAAUACGCUAGAAAGUGUAGUAAUUGAUGAAAUGCAGAAGCUACUGCAGGUUGGUGAAAACGAUACAGAAACUCCUGAUAGUACACCCGAUGGUGAUAACAAUUCUAGUAAUUCCAACAAAGAUGUAGCAGAUACAGACGGCGAUGCAAAUGAAUCUAAAGCGCUGGACGGAAAGGACGCCACUGUACCAAGUGCCCCAGUAGAAGAAAGUUUGGAGGAUACUGCAGAUAAGCCGUCUGAAACUAGUCCUGAUGCAAGUUCAGAAAAGCCUCUGUUUGAAAAUGACGAAUCGACUGACCUGGGCCAAGCGAUUAUAAAACAACCGUCAAGUGAUGCUGCUGUUGAACAAAAGGAUGACCCAUUAGCUCCGCCAUUAGAUGCUUCGAGAUUGGCUGAUGAGGAACCGAAACAAGAUGAAAGACAGGAAGAAGUGGUCGAAGAGCCAUGUGUGAAGCGUGAAAUAUCGCCCUCGAAAUCGGUUCGUCUUGAAAAGGAAGAAAGCACUGAAAAGCAAGUAGAAGAGUUGGAAGAAAUUAAAAAAGUCGACCUGAGUCAGCUGAGCAAGGAUUCGGCAGAAGCUUUAUUUUAUACAUUGAAGAAAAGUGAACUUGAAAAUCAGGAACCUGAUGGCGAUACUGUAGGUGACGAGGUGAAGCCUGAAGUCGUAACAGACACCCAGCAACAAACGACCGAGGACGAUGAUCAGGACGUUGUGGUUAAAGAAGAACCACAACCGACUACAGGAGAAGAGAGCACGAAACGAACGUUUACUGAUGAUUUUUUAGAUGAAAACCCCAUCACUGAAGCUGAGACCAUGGCAUCGUUGACAAGUGAUGGGGUUGGUCAGGAUCGAUCCUCGGUAGAUGCGGACGAACAGAAGGACGAGUUCAAUCCUAUGGUUAUGGUAUCGAUGCGUUCAAAACAAUACCAGGAGCAACUACACAGCGCCGGAGCAGUGGAGAAGAUUGAUCAGGAGCUUCUGAACCAGGAGACACCCAAGCGCCCGAUGAUGCGAAGAUGCAUGACCGAAAUGUCGGAACUACAGCGAUAUGAUGCAGCGAUGGAAGACGAUCCAGCUGACAUGAUCCGUCAGGAGGAUCCUAGCUAUGUCGAGGAUGAAGAUCAAUUCGAUGGGUAUUACAUAGGACAUAUAAAAAACAAAAUUCUUGCAUCCUCCGUAUCAGUAGCCGAUUCGGACUGUCCCGAUGGCACACGCUCUUCAGUUGAGUCUGUCGACGAGAAUAAUGUGCGAACGGCACUGGAAACGAUCGCUUCUACAGAUACGGAAUCAACAAUUGCAUCGCAAGCUACCAUCCAGCAGGCCGGACGACGAAGCUACCUGAGAAAGCACUCCCAGAACACUUCCUCCAAUAUACCGUACGCGUCGUUUGGAAAUGCGGCCAUCGAUAAAUCGUUGGACGAGUUUAUAGAGCGUGAAGAGCGGCACAAACAGGACGAAGCGAUGGCUGAGGCGGCCACCAAGAUUCAGCGAUCUUACCGAACGCAUAAGAAAAAGCUGCUGCGUGAUUAUCACAGCACGAUGCGAACCUUCACCGAGGACCACUCGGCAGAAAGUGGCGAGGAGUAUGCCGCUAACGUGAUCCAGAUCAAGCUGGAUCAGCGACGUGCUGAAGCAGACCCAACGGUGGGUGACGCUGGAGAGGAGAGCGAUACAACGACGGCCGGGAAGGUUGGAUUGGGGGCAACCGGAAAACGACCGAUGUACAGCUUAAACAUUGACGAGUACGACACGGUCGCACGGCGUAUGACACUAACCCGUGGAGUGGCAAUGCAACGAAACUCAACCCCGGAUGAUGACUCCGGAAAAUCAGCUAACGUAUCUACCGAUCAGAAGGCGUCGCUAAACAGUCCGACUGUAAAGGAUUCAACCCCGGCAAGUGGAUCUGGCGAAAGCCCUUCAUCGGACGAAAAGCCCCCGGGACCCGAUACAAUCGAUAGAAGCUCGAGUGACGAACCGGAACAGAAGGACGCUCACAGCUCAUCACGAUCAAAACCGAAAAGUGGUCCACCAGUGGCUGUAACCGGGCGUGAUCAGUGCACCGAACAAGUGCCCCGAACUGCCAUCAGUCGGACAACAUUCGCACCGCUGGACGUGCAGAAUUUGCUACUGAUUGCGCGGCAACGCACGAUGCCGGUGCAGAUCGAUUCAUCCGUUAUCCGGGUACUUCCGAAGCAUAUGCGCAAACGGAUCAGUAGCGCGGGCAUGCUGAACACCAACGGCAAGCGAAAAUAGGGUGGAGAUUUUUGGCAAAACAAAAAACUGGAAACUGGAAACUUAGUUUCCGAACAUUGUAGCGUCA